AUGGAGAAAUCAGAAUCAAAGUAAGCCAUCGACUAUAGAACAAUAUUUGCUGGCGAUGACACAGGAUUGCUUAAGAAACUUAAGAUGAGUCUAAGAAUAGAAAAAGAUGUGAUUGUCGAGCCUAGCAAAAAGAGAAACAGAAAGAAGAGAACUCUAGAUGAAAUGCUAGCUGGUGAGGAGGAAAACAACCCCAAGCAAGAUGCCAUAGUAUUUGAAGAUAAUGGAGUAAUAAGGGAUAAAGCAGAGGCUAACCUAAAGUAAUUGGAUAAAUUUGGAAAACAAGAAAAGGAUGAAGGAAUUCAGUUCUUAUAGUGGUCGCUAGGAUAAGAUAAUAAUGACUAUGUAAGCUAUCUAAGAGGAAAGAGCAAUGUAGUAGAGGUUUUUGACACUCAAACAGAUAAUGUUUUUAUUCAGAAAUCAUUUAAAGAGGAACUAGGAAUUAUCAAGGGUAUUGCCUCACUAGGAGAUAAUAUCUUCAAUUUGAAGCAUGCUAUAAUUGAUGAGAAAGGUAAAAUGAUAGUAUCAAAGAUGGAAAAACUAUAGGAAUAAAAAGAGAAGUCAAAGAAGUCAUCAAAGAAGCUAGAUAAGUAACAAGGUUCCAAUAAAUCGGAAGAUUUCACAGUUGAUGUUAAAAGUGAGAAAGUGCAUUUCAUGGUAUAAAGUCCAUUUCAAAGAAAUCAAGUAGCUAUUGGUUCUAAGGAUGCCUUACUUCAGAUUUGGGAUGUCUCUUAGUAAAAUAAUAAGCCAGUUUGGAAUGCAAGAAAUUUACCUAACGAUGAACUUGAUCUAUAAAUUCCAAUUUGGGAUACUGAUCUCUCAUAUCUCGGCAGUAAUCAUAACUUUGUUGUAUGUACUGCCUACGGAGAUGUCCGUGAAUAUGACACCAGAGAGGGUAGACGUAGACCAGUCGUAAAUACUAGAUUCCUACCUAAAGGUCAAGAUGAUCUAUAUCUUAGCAAGAUUCUUUAGAGUAAGAAAUAUGAUAAUCAUGUCUAUGUGGCAAACUAAGAGGGACAUAUCUGUGUGCUUGAUAGAAAAAUGAAUUACAAAAUGAUUAAGAAACUUGUCGGAAAUAAAGGCUCGAUUAGAAGCUUGACUAGUUAUGUGAGCACUGUAGAUAAUUGCGAAUAUGUGUUGAGUGCAGGUUGUGACAGACAUGUGAGAGUUUUCAAUGCUCAAAGUGAAUUAUAGAAAACGACUGAGCUUACACAUGCUUAUCUAAAGCAAAAGCUCAACUGUGUACUGAUCAGCAAUAAUCAAAAGAUUUGA
Stylonychia lemnae is the source of this 1269-nucleotide messenger RNA. The record is from the annotation of a GenBank genome assembly. NCBI's taxonomy places the organism in Eukaryota, Ciliophora, Spirotrichea, Sporadotrichida, Oxytrichidae.